This is a messenger RNA of Portunus trituberculatus (swimming crab), 2817 nucleotides long. RefSeq names its product glutamate receptor ionotropic, delta-2-like. Lineage: Eukaryota; Metazoa; Arthropoda; Malacostraca; Decapoda; Portunidae. Gene Ontology annotation, cellular component: membrane. Gene Ontology annotation, molecular function: ligand-gated monoatomic ion channel activity. The record is from RefSeq and is a predicted model, not a curated record. The transcript has 11 exons. The coding region runs from base 1 to 2100 and encodes 699 amino acids.
AUGUUCCUACUCUACCUGAUCGCUGUGACGGCUGUGGUACUGGCGACUUCCACGCUCUGCCUAGGUUGGGAGGGCGAAGAAGUCCUGGGCGCUAAGCAGGUGGGAAGCACAAUCAGCCAGAUGAUAAACACACAUGUACCUCUUUGCUACCUCGUCUUCCUGAGCACACAACCCAACUCAUUCAUACUCUCAACUGUUAAAAGGCAGAUCAUGGCUGACUAUGUGACGAUGGAUGCCUCAGCGUCUCCCGAUCAGCUCUCCCAGGCGUUACAAGGCGACUACACCACUACAUGUCGAGCUCUUAUCCUCCAUUUAGGCAACCGCGACGCCACAGGUCUAGUUCUUGGUUUGCUUGAGCAGGCAGGAGUGUCGAGCCUGCCAGAGAUGUGGUUUGGGCCGUGGGCAGGAAUACCAGUGUGGAAGAUGUUCUCCUUCAUCCAAGUCUUCGCAACACUGUUCGCAUCUUCUACCUGGCUCUUCCAUACAAAUAGCACAUCAUCGGAAAGCCAGCAGGUCUCCCUGUACAGCCGCUGUCUGUACUGUAACUCAGGCAAGCCCAGCGUGUUUCUGGUCUUCCGUGGUAACAUUACGGCGCUUCAGAAACAACAAACUCUUGAGACUUUUCCCAAGCAGUUCCAGGACUUCCACAGGCACACACUGCGGAUAGUUGCUUGUUCCUGGUUCCCCUUCAUUGACUUCACCAAGGGCAGUGGGUCACCGGGCUCCACAAUUACUCUGAGGGACUCCUUGGACGCGCGGACCUUGAAAGCGCUCUCCUCAAAAUUAAACUUUACGUACGCAUGCAUUUUUGUUCAGCUAGCAGACUUAGCAUUGGUGUGCAAAGAUAAGCACAUAAACUCAGAGAAGCUGGAGGAAACAGUCAGGCUUAUACGUGGCAGUCCCUACAUGACACAUUUCUGCCCAUUUCCAUUUAUCUUCAUUCGAGUAAUGGAAUCGGCCAACAGGUAUGCAGUCCACGCUGAACCCACUGGAUCUUGGGGCAUUGAGAAAGAAGGCAAGUUUAGUGGCAUGAUGGGACAGCUGCAGCGAGAGGAGAGUGACGUGAGCACCUCGGCAGCUCCAACGCCCGAGAGGAACAAGUAUCUGGAACUCAUCAGAUCCUAUCCAGCAGACCCAAUGAAGCUCGUGUCUCUUAAACCUUCCCCACUUCCCCACGCCACGGCGCCUGUCAGACCUUUCUCAGGCGAGGUGUGGGUGAGCGUAGUGGUGGGGGUUGUGGUGUGGGGCGUCAUGCUGUGGCUGCUGCAGGUGACAUGGGAUAGUGUCACGGGACAGCGAAAUGCAUCCUUCAUCACAGUGCUUCUCUACGGCUGGGGGGCCCUCCUUGAACAGCCGCCCCAAGUGCCUUCAGUUACCGUUUCUGGACAGAUGUUGGUGGGGUGGUGGCUGGUGUAUACCAUGGUCAUCGUGGCGGCCUUCCGGUCUUCCUUCAUCGCUCAUCUCACAGUUCAGAGUACAACCAAACCAGUGGAAACUUUGGAGGAGUUGGUCAAACAAAAGAACUGGGGAUGGAGUCUGGAGAAGAAAUUUUUCAAAGGCGCUGUGUAUGACUACUUCACGAAACACACUCUUCCUGAAGUGAAAGAAAUGAUGUCUAAAGUAGAGUUCCGGGACACGGAUAACGCCUUAGAGAGGAUACUUGAAGGAGGCUACACUCAUAUUGCCUUUGACAAGUAUAUUUCUGUUAUCAUUGCUUCUCGCUACACGGAUGCUCAAGGACGCACGCCUUACUACAUCGGCACUAAGAACAUCCCGGUGCUUGUGUAUACGGGACUUGUUCUGAGGAAAGGAGUGCCGUUUUACCACCACUUCCAAUGGGUGAUAAACCAGCUGGAAGACGGCGGCAUACUGGCACAGUGGACCGCUGAGGUGAUGGCACAACGCAUUAAGGAAAACAGGAAGAAACUCAACAGCAGCCAGCAGGAAUCUAAAACCGUUGUAUCGCAGGAGGAGAAGGGCGUUGUUCUUGGGCUGGAUCACGUGCAGGGAGGCUUUUACCUGCUGUUCCUGGGCUGCAGCUUGGGCCUUCUUUCUCUUCUAGGAGAGAUCACUCAUAAUAAUCUUAAGAAACACCAGUGAUAUAUAAUUACGUCUACUUUGGCUUUGCUGUAUGUGUUUGGUUGGACAGUUGGAGGUGUUCUUGUUUAUACAGUUUUCCCUCAUCAUUUGUGAUUCUAAAACACACGAUGGUUUCACUUACCUACAUUGCAGCUUGUGUUGUAAUGCAUGUAUACAACCAGCCAAGGCAGUUAAUGUUUCUUUACUGGCUGUUCACAAUGUAGCACCACUGUCAGGACCCAUGCCAAUGUAUUAUGUUCAUGGCUGUGUUUGUACCCUUGUCCAGAGAGAGAGAGAGAGAGAGAGAGAGUACUUUCACAAUAUGUAUUGUCCUUCAUUAAUAUAUCAAGAAGGACAGCUGGUAACUUGUGGUCAUCUCACCAACUUAUAAAUGUUAAAAUAAAUAAAGAUAUGUUUUCAAGACAGCUAGAAAAAUAGAUAAAAUGCAAAGAUUCUCUCUAUAACAAAAAUAAUAGUCAUGCUGUUUUAACACAAUAUGAUGAUAAAAAAAAUAAGCCACUGAAAUUAGAAACUAGUAAUAUAUGUUGUAAACUCUAGGGAUUUUCUUUCUGAAUUAUUUAAACAACUCAUCUCCAUUAUAGUCAUAUUUUCUAGUUUUCUAUAAAAAAUUAUUUUGGUUACAAAAAUGAGUUUGUUCAUUACAUGCCAUUAACACUGAUGUUAUAUACUCAAAAGCAAUACAUGGCCACAAAAAUACAAUAUUGGCAAAUACACUUU